AUGUCAUUCACAUAUCCAGGAACUCUACACAAACUCAACACCGGCGCCGAUAUCCCGGCGCUGGGGUUUGGCACAUGGCAAGACAAGGAUGCACAGGAGGAUGCUGUCAACGAGGCCGUUAAAGCUGGCUAUCGACACAUCGAUACUGCGCGAGUCUAUGGCACCGAGCCAGGCGUCGCAGCUGGCAUCCGAAAGGCUGGUGUACCACGAAACGAGCUCUUCAUUGUGACAAAACUGUGGAACAACGCACACCACCCGGACGAUGUUGAAAAGCAACUCGAUGCUUCACUGAAAGACCUCAACACCGAUUAUGUCGAUCUCUACCUUAUGCACUGGCCUUCGCCGUUCGCACGAUCGGAUUCAUUGUUUCCGAAAGAGGGCGAUAAGACCAAGACAGGCGAUACCGAUUAUAUCGAUACUUGGCACGCAAUGGAGAAACUUCAAGAGAAGGGCAAGGCAAAGGCGAUAGGUGUCAGUAACUUCAGCAAAGGAGAAAUGGAACGUUUGAUCAGCAAAGCCAACAUCAAGCCAGCCGUCCACCAGAUGGAAAUGCACCCAUACCUUGUUCAGAAGUCGUUCGGAGACUGGCACAAGCAGCAGGGUAUUCACGUAACCCAUUACUCGCCAUUUGGUAACCAGAAUGAGAUCUACUCCAAAGGACAGCAGAUGGGCAAGCUCAUCGACGAUCCAGUACUCACCGAGAUCGGAAAGAAACACGGCAAGAACGGUGCUCAGGUUGCUUUAGCCUGGGGUAUCAGCAAAGGCCACUCCGUAAUUCCCAAGAGCAAAACUCCUGCGAGAAUAAAGGCCAAUUUCGAGGGAGAUUUCAAGCUUGAUGCUGAGGAUGUGGCUAAGAUCGAUGGUCUUGACAAGAAGAUCAGAUUCAAUGAUCCAUCGGGUAAUUUUGGAUGGAAUUUCUACUCGGAUCUGGAAGGCAAGCCAUAA
Messenger RNA from Lithohypha guttulata, 945 nucleotides. RefSeq lists its product as uncharacterized. The coding region runs from base 1 to 945 and encodes 314 amino acids. Lineage: Eukaryota; Fungi; Ascomycota; Eurotiomycetes; Chaetothyriales; Trichomeriaceae. The record is from RefSeq and is a predicted model, not a curated record. The transcript has a single exon. Gene Ontology annotation, cellular component: cytosol. Gene Ontology annotation, molecular function: aldose reductase (NADPH) activity.